Messenger RNA from Nerophis lumbriciformis (worm pipefish), 2189 nucleotides. Its product is annotated as amphoterin-induced protein 2-like. Gene Ontology annotation, molecular function: protein binding. Lineage: Eukaryota; Metazoa; Chordata; Actinopteri; Syngnathiformes; Syngnathidae. The record is from RefSeq and is a predicted model, not a curated record.
GCACGAUGGCGCGCUUUGCCGCGAGAAAGAGCCCGCGUGGCGCGCCGUGUCGCGCCGGCAGUGUGCGGACGUGACGGUCGCACGGGAGGAUGACGGUUCGAUCCGGCGGCAGCUGCGUGGGCGCCAAGCUGGUAAAGCUGACACGUGCGAGACGGUAACCAGAGAGUUUGAGCCAGGAUGCGUCUCACGGCGUCACGACUGCGAGGCGUCCCCCCGGCCGUCGCUUUGCUCCUCUCCCUGUGUCUCGGCUUCCCGCCCCGGGCGCUGCCUUGCCCGCCUCGCUGCCUGUGUGCCAGCGAUAUUAUUUGCUGCAGUGCUAGCAAUCUGUCAGCGCCGCCCUCAUACAUCCCCGGCUACACCGCGCGCCUAGACCUGAGCCACAACUCCCUCGCCACGCUGCCCGCCGGUUGGACGAACGGGACGUUGGAGCGGCUGGCCACGCUGAUCCUCUGCCGCAAUCUGAUCGAGGGCAUCGAGGCGAACGCCUUCGCCGGCACGCCGCGUCUCCUCCACUUGGACUUGUCGUCCAACAAGCUGUCAGCUCUCGACACGUCCAUGUUUGCCGGACUCAAGGAUCUAAGGGAGCUGCUACUGUUUGGCAACCAGAUUGUCCACAUCCCUCCCGACUCCUUCAGUGGACUCCCGAGCAUGGUCAAGCUCUACCUGUCUGGAAACCAUCUGACGUCACUUCCUGUAGGUCUCAUGGACCUCAACUGGACCUUCCUGGACCUGUCCUCCAACAGGCUCUCCGGUGUCCACGUCCACGCGCUGCUCUCUCGGAGCCGACGUGGCGAGAUCUAUUUGCAAGGGAACCCGCUGGUGUGCGACUGCGCUUUGCUGGCUUUGCUGGAGUACUGGACGUGGACACGGUAUCGUCCGAUGAUGGACUUUCGAGACGAAUACCCGUGCGGCGCCUCGACGCUAAACUGCAGCCUGGAUGGCGACUCGGUCGAGGGCGGAAGCUACCAGGUGGAUCCUGGGAAGUGGUUGUGGUUGUCGUGUCCCGGCUUUGCGCCGCUUCCUAUGAAGGAUGCGGUCGUGUUCUGGGUGACGCCCACGACCGUGGUCAAUUCAUCAACGCAGGACCCCCACGCUCGCCUCGCCAUCCUCCCUAACGGAAGCCUGGAGAUACGAGGCGCUCUGAUAGAGGAUUCCGGCUCCUAUGCGUGCGUAGCGGCUCGUGGGCGUGACUAUGACCCCGACGUGGUCCUUGGAAGUACGAGCGGCGUCGUUUCCGGCGGCUCGGUUUACCGCAGCGGGACUGAGCACUUCAACACGGCGUUCACCACCCUGGCUUCCUGUGUGGUCAGCAUCGUCCUAGUGUUGCUCUACCUGUACCUGACGCCGUGUCGGUGCACGGGAAACAGGGGCGGGGCAUCGAGAGGGUGCGGCGGGCGAGCUAUGAUGCUCUGCUCCGACCCCAGAGAAGUAGAGUCGGGACAGAGGAGGUCUAACGGGAAACGGGUGGCGUUCUUGGAGCCCCAAGCGGAGGACGCCGAUACCGGUGGUGCGAAAUCCCCGGUAACGAGUCACGUGGCCACGGAGGGCAUUCUUAAAAACGGAAGCAGGACCGUGGGACAGACCCUCACAGACACGACCCUUGUGGCGUAACGCCAUAAAAAACUGUAUCACUAAAAACGUAGUCUGCAUUUCACUUAUAUUACGUCGGAAUCUGGGAUGUAACGAUAAACCCUAUUCAUGUUAGCUGCGGUGAAACUCUCAACAGUUAGUAUUACCGUUUUUAUUUCAAACGAUAGAAAAACCGUGACUGAUAAUCGCACUUUGAUAAAUUUGCAGAUCGACUGGCGCUAGCUCACUAGCUUAAAUGCUAACAUGCCAACAUCUAAGACACGGGUUCCCAAACUUGUUCCACUGAGGGCCACAGACUGACAAAUCAAAGGAUGCGGGGGCCAUUUUGGUAGUUUUCACCUAAAAAUUUUUUAUUUUUGAAGAAUUAGAAGAUGCAACCUCAUUUCAAAGCCAAAGCCGAACUGAUAUGCUAACUGUUAGCACGCUGGGCAGAUAGUGUCGAGUAACAAAAGAAUAGGAGCAAAAUGGCAUGCUUACAGUUAGCAUUAAACAGCUACUAGGUUAACUAAAAUAGCUAGCAUGCUAUUGUUAGCAUAUAUCAAGUGACUGAGGUGUAUACCUACAAAAUUAGCAUACUAAUGUUAGCAUGUUAACAGGUA